Molecule: messenger RNA, 744 nt
Organism: Drechmeria coniospora
Lineage: Eukaryota; Fungi; Ascomycota; Sordariomycetes; Hypocreales; Ophiocordycipitaceae
Product: putative large-conductance mechanosensitive channel
Exons: 4
Coding region: 1-744 (247 amino acids)
Biological process (GO): monoatomic ion transport; intracellular water homeostasis
Molecular function (GO): mechanosensitive monoatomic ion channel activity
Source: RefSeq, a predicted model, not a curated record
AUGCCCGCCGACGCUCAACAGUCUGCGAGCGAGGUCGAGUCGCUGCUCGACAGGGGCCAGCGCCAGGUGAAACGCUUCUUUGACGGCUUCAUCGACUUUGCCUUUCAGGGCAACAUCCUGCAGAUUGCCUUUGGCCUCAUCCUGGCCAACAUCUUCACCGACCUCGUCAAGUCGUUUGUCAGCGCCAUCCUCAUGCCGCCCAUCUCCAUCAUCCUCCCCGUCAACCGGAACAUUGAGGAAAAGUUUGCCGUCCUACGGCGCGGGCCAAGCUACAACGCGACGACGGGAUACAACACCCUGCACCAGGCGCUCGAGGACGGCGCCGUGGUCAUGGCAUACGGGUCCUUUAUCUACCAAGUCGUCUCCUUUGUCAUGGUCGGCUUCUCCCUCUACGGCCUCGCACACAUCUACACGCUCGUCUCGCACGACCCCAUCAUCAAGUACACCAAAAAGUGCCAGUACUGCCGCAUGCACAUCAACGAAAAGCCGGGUCAUCGACCACGCCGUGCAGCAUACGGAGCACGAGACCAGCCACCGGCCACUCCCAACGUCGUACCCCAGAUCAAGGAGGCGCACAAGACAGGUGCCAUUCGGGCCAUUGCCUGGGCACAACGGUCUACGGAACCCAGUCGUUGGUCGACAACGUCUCCUCAGUCCAAGAGCAAGUACAUGAUGGCCCUACGCAACCACACACGUCACGACGGCCGGGGGCCCUUGACACGGGCUGCAGGUGCACCGAUAUGA